Molecule: messenger RNA, 822 nt
Organism: Lathyrus oleraceus (garden pea)
Lineage: Eukaryota; Viridiplantae; Streptophyta; Magnoliopsida; Fabales; Fabaceae
Exons: 5
Coding region: 1-822 (273 amino acids)
Molecular function (GO): zinc ion binding; nucleic acid binding
Source: RefSeq, a predicted model, not a curated record
AUGCGCAUCACGAGAGAAAUUAAGUUACUUGAGUUGAAGCAAGGGUACAUGUAUGUUGAAGAGUAUGCUUUUGCGUUCGAGGAGCUAGUAAGGUUUUGCCCACAUUAUAAUAUUGCGACGGAUGAAGCAUCUAAGUGUAUCAAAAUUUAUGAUGAGGAUAGUAGAGCUAGAUCCAUACACUACAAGAGUGUUGUUGAGAAGAAAGGUGGGAAGAAGUUUCGUGCGAAAUCGUAUUUGACUCCAUAUGAGAAAAGGAAGCAGAAGAAGCAUGUAGAUGGGAAAUAUGCAAGUGGGGGAGGAGCUCCGCUGAAGUGUUUUAAGUGUGGAGAUUUGGGGCACCAUGCUAAUGAAUGUAAGAAUGCAGUCCUGAUUGCAACUCAUUCGUUUAUUUCCCUUGGGUGUGUUAACAAGUUGCAACUUGAAGUGUAUUCUAUGGUUGGAAGUAUGGUCAUUGAUAUUUCAUCUAAUGGUUUGGUGACUACUUCGCUUGUGUAUUUAAAUUUUCCAUUGGACAUCUAUGGGAUGAACUGGCUAGAGUUCAAUUGUGUGUCUAUCAAUUAUUUUGAUAAGACUGUUUUGUUUCCCGAACCUGAAGAGAGCGCGGACUCGAAAUUCUUAUCUAUCAGAUUGAAGGGUGAUAUCGAGGCUAGUGUUAUGCCAGUGGUAUGUGAGUUUCCUUAUGUGUUUCCUAAAGAUAUUUAUGACUUACCACCGGAACAUAAAGUUGAUUAUACCAUAGAUUUAAUACCUGAUACUAGAUCUGUAUCGAUGGCCACAUAUAAAAUAUUUGCAUCAGAGUUGGGCGAGUUGAAGAAACAGUAA